CCAAAAUUAGAUCGAUUAAUUGUAUUUAUUAAAAAGAAAAUAAAAUUGAUACAAAACAAAAAAAAUGAAAAUUUCACGUCUAAAAUUUUUACUUUAUUCAUUACAAAUAUUAAGAAUAAUUAUUGUUUUUAUUCCACAAUUUGGUUAUAUACAACCGGAUGAAUUUCAUCAAUUUACCGAACCAUUAGCGGAAAAAUUUCUUCAUGUUAAAACAUUAAAAUGUUGGGAAUUCACUCGAGAUCAACCGAUUCGUUCGAUGGUCAUACCACAGCUAUUGAUUGGACCAAUGUUUUCAGCAUUUUAUCAUGCAUUUCAUUCGACAUUUUAUCAAACAUUAUCAAGUUAUUGGAUAUUAGUAUUACCACGUUUUAUUAUGGUUCUGUUCAGUUUUCUAAUCGAUAUAGUAUUGAAUCGACUAGUCACAAUCGUUAAUUUUGGUGAUCGAUCUUCAUCACCGGCAACAUUGAAAAUAUAUACCGCUUUGAUACAUUCAUCAACAUAUUUAGCAUUCACAUAUUAUAAUCGAACAUUUACAAAUACAAUCGAAACUAUAUUGUUUUCAUUAUUAUUAUUAGUCAUUUUGGAAUCAUUACAACAAUCAUCGAAACAUUGUCAACGAUAUAAAACAAUCGUAUCGAUAAAAAUUGGUUCAUUAUUAUCGAUUGGUUUUUUUAAUCGUCCAACAUUUGUUAUUUUUGCCGCUAUACCUUUGAUGUUUUGGAUUUGUUCCAUUGAUUUGAAUCGAAAACCAAAAUCAAUCAUUAUUGAAUGGACAAAGAAUAUCUGCCGAAUUUUACCAUCUUUUUUGAUUGUAUCAUUAAUAUUUAUCAUUGGUGAUAGUAUCUACUAUGAUCGAUUAGAUAUAAUGGAUAUAUUCAUUGAUCCAAUGAAUAUAAUCAAACAUCUAGUGAUAACACCAUGGAAUUUUAUUUCCUAUAAUAUUUGGCCAUCAAAUUUAGCCAAUCAUGGAUUACAUCCAAUAUAUUUUCAUUCAUUCGUUUCGAUGCCAUUAAUGUUUACAUUAUUAACAGCCAUCAUUUAUCUAGAUUUUGUUCAAAAUAUUUGGAAAUUAUUAAUCAAUAAUCAUCAAGGUAUUAUACAAAUUUUUAAUGAUUUUCUAACAAAUGAAAAUCAAUUUCGUUUUCGUUGUUUACUACAAAUGACAAUAUUUAUAUCGAUAUCAAUAUUAUCAUUGAUUCCACAUCAUGAACCAAGAUUUUUAUUACCAUUAAUCAUUCCAAUCAUAUGUUUAUAUGGUAAUCAAUUAGCCCGAUUAAUGCAAAAAUUUCAAUCAUUAUUGGCUAUUUGGUUGAUCCUGCAGCUGGUAUUGAUAAUAUUUUAUGGUUGGAUUCAUCAAGCCGGUAUUAUACGAUCAUUAUUAUUUCUACAAAAUGAACAUCACAAUGAACUAAUCGUCGGUGAUGAUUUACAAUCAACAACGACGACAACACGUUUAAUAUUUACAAGAAUGUAUUUACCACCACAACACUUGUUGCUUAUACCUGAUGAUGAUGAUAAUCAGUAUUCAAAAAUUCAAAUUGAUGAUUAUUCAAUCGAAUCAAUACAGCCAUCAUUACAAUCGAUUUUUGAUUCGAAAAAUUCAACAAAAAUAUUUCUAAUAAUGCCAUCAUGUUAUGAUGAAAUAUUAAAAUCAAUGAUUAUCGAUUAUGAACAUCAAAGUAAAUCAUCAUCAACGAAUCAAAUUGAAAUGAAAUUAUUACGUAAAGAAUUUCCAAAUUUUAAUGCUGAAGAUUUGGAUCAAUGUUUAUGGCCAACAACAAUGAUCAACAACAACAACGAUGAUGAUAAUUCAACAAUCAUUGAACAAUGGACAAAACGAAUACGACAAACAUUUGGAAUGAGUAUCUGGCUAAUCAAAUUAAAUUCAUUUCAAAUAUGAAUCAAUAAGAAAAAAAAAGAUGUUGUUUCUUUUCUCUCUAUUUUUACAGUCAAAAAAAUGAAAAAAUAAAAUGUAAAUUUUU
Molecule: messenger RNA, 1982 nt
Organism: Dermatophagoides pteronyssinus (European house dust mite)
Lineage: Eukaryota; Metazoa; Arthropoda; Arachnida; Sarcoptiformes; Pyroglyphidae
Gene: PIG-Z
Product: phosphatidylinositol glycan anchor biosynthesis class Z
Biological process (GO): GPI anchor biosynthetic process
Cellular component (GO): endoplasmic reticulum membrane
Molecular function (GO): alpha-1,2-mannosyltransferase activity
Source: RefSeq, a predicted model, not a curated record